Zea mays is the source of this 755-nucleotide messenger RNA. Its product is annotated as eukaryotic translation initiation factor 1A. The coding region runs from base 143 to 577 and encodes 144 amino acids. NCBI's taxonomy places the organism in Eukaryota, Viridiplantae, Streptophyta, Magnoliopsida, Poales, Poaceae. The record is from RefSeq and is marked validated. Gene Ontology annotation, biological process: translational initiation. The transcript has a single exon. Gene Ontology annotation, molecular function: RNA binding; translation initiation factor activity.
CGAGUGUGACACGUGAGACGUGUAGUAGGCAAGAGAUAGAGAUAAAAUCGCCGCCGCACCCAGCUCCGCAACGCGCACCUCCCUUUCCCCAACUCGAUCUCGCACCUAGGGUUUCGUCUCGUCGCUCUCGUCCUCCGCGAAGAUGCCGAAGAACAAGGGUAAGGGAGGCAAGAACCGGAAGCGAGGAAAGAACGAGGCUGACGACGACAAGCGCGAGCUCGUCUUCAAGGAAGACGGGCAGGAGUACGCGCAGGUGACCCGGAUGCUCGGCAACGGGCGGUGCGAGGCCAUCUGCGUCGAUGGCACGCGCCGCCUCUGCCAUAUCCGGGGUAAGAUGCACAAGAAGGUCUGGAUCGCGGCUGGGGACAUCGUCCUCGUCGGCCUCCGCGACUACCAGGACGACAAGGCCGACGUUAUCCUCAAGUACAUGAACGACGAGGCGCGCCUGCUCAAGGCCUACGGGGAGCUUCCUGACACGCUCAGGCUCAACGAGGGCGUCGACGUCGAUGGGCCCGAGGAAGGCGAGGAGGGCAGCGACUACAUCCAGUUCGAGGACGAGGACAUCGACAAGAUCUAAGAAAUCUGUUCCUGCUUACGGCUACCUGUAUUGUUACGUGACGUGUUCUUCUGCUUCUGCUUGCGGCUACCUUUAUUGUUACGUGACGUGUACUGGUAUGUUGUGGUAUGGUUUAGCCUGGGUUAUCUUGUAAAAGGAUCUGAAGUGGUUAAAUAAUCGUGGGUAAUUUCGUUUUUAA